AUGGCUCUCCCACCCAAGAUAUUGAUUGUCGGUGGAGGAGUCUUCGGAUUGUCCACGGCCCUCGCCCUGUCCCGCCGACACCCCAACAGCCAAGUCACCCUGCUCGAAGCGUCCCCUAUAAUCCCCAACCCGGAAGGAUCCUCGGUUGACAGCUCGCGCAUCGUGCGCGCCGACUAUUCGAACCCAACAUACAUGAGACUAGCCGCCACCGCCAUCGAAAGCUGGCGCAACACGGAAUGGGGUCACGAGGGCCGCUAUACCCAGAAUGGCCUGCUGCUGGUCUACCCGGAUGGCAAUGCGCAGGGAAAGGAGUACACGAUCAAGAGCUACCACAAUGUCAAAGAGCUAGAAGGGAACCUGGUUGAGUUUCUGCCCGCGAAGAAGGACGUUCUGCGGGCCGCGCCGGCCUACGGCGAGUCGCUCAACGUCGCGGGAGGGUACGUGAAUUGGGGUUCGGGCUGGUCCGACGCCGAGGCGUCGGUGCGGUACGCAAAGAAGAAACUGGACGAGGCAGGCAAGGUCAAGUUCCAGACGGGGAAUGUUCAGAGUCUGCAGUACGCCGACCAGACGGCACCGAACAAAGUGACCGGCGUGACCCUGGCCGACGGGACCUCGAUAACGGCGGAUCUGGUGAUUCUGGCGACCGGUGCCUGGACAUCGAAACUGGUCGACCUCCGCGGCCGCGCCGUGGCCACCGGACAGGCAAUCGCAUACAUGCGCAUCUCCGACGAAGAACAGAAGCUGCUCGAGAACAUGCCCACCAUCCUCAACUUCAGCACGGGCAUCUUCAUCAUCCCGCCCCGGAACAACCUGCUCAAGAUCGCUCGCCAUGCCUACGGCUACCAGAACCCGACAUCCGUGCCCGUCCCAGGAAGCCAGGGAACCGCCACUAUGGACGUGAGCCUGCCCGAGAGCGGCGUCCCGGUUCCGCGCGAAGGCCAAGACGCCUUCCGCUUUGCACUGAAGCAACUCCUUCCGACCUUCGGAGACCGACCUUUCACCAGCACCCGAGUAUGCUGGUACACUGAUACCCCCAACGGCGACUUCAUCGUAACCUACCACCCUCACCAAACCGGCCUCUUCCUCGCCACCGGCGGCAGCGGCCACGCAUACAAAUUCUUCCCCGUGAUCGGCGACAAGGUCGUCGACGCCCUCGAAGGCCGUCUGGACCCGGAACUGCAGAACCUCUGGGCCUGGCCGGAAGCCGUCGACCCGCGAGUCCUGCAGGGCGCCGAGGACGGAAGUCGAUCCGGAGCGAAGGGACUGCUGCUACGCGAGGAGCUGGCCAAGACGCAGAAGGAAAAGCGGGCGAGCGCGUUAUAG
Aspergillus melleus is the source of this 1323-nucleotide messenger RNA. Its product is annotated as NAD(P)/FAD-dependent oxidoreductase. Gene Ontology annotation, molecular function: L-pipecolate oxidase activity; proline dehydrogenase activity; flavin adenine dinucleotide binding. Lineage: Eukaryota; Fungi; Ascomycota; Eurotiomycetes; Eurotiales; Aspergillaceae. The record is from RefSeq and is a predicted model, not a curated record. Bases 1 to 1323 code for a protein of 440 amino acids. The transcript is spliced from 3 exons.